AUGUUGUCCACCACAAAAGCCAAGAUCUAUGACCGCUACAAUACGGAUCAGCCAGGAAAUGAUAUGAGGCCUUUUACCACCCUCCACCAACUUCCUACUCCCAGGCAACAUUUCGAAGUCGUAACACUCUAUGACGAGAAGUCUUGUACUGCUGUUGAAGACCCCGUCUAUCAUUACCGCCUGUUAGAAGACGGGCGCAUCAUGAUAUUUGCUUCAUGUGAUGCAGAGACAAAAGUCAAGAUCUUAUCACCUAUCUCAAUCCAAUUUCAGCUGCGUACCCUUCUGGACUGGAUCUCAAUAUCCAAUGUAUUGGAUCCUGUGACGGCCUUGUCACCUUCAGUCAUGUGA
Aspergillus tanneri is the source of this 348-nucleotide messenger RNA. RefSeq lists its product as uncharacterized. Bases 1 to 348 code for a protein of 115 amino acids. The record is from RefSeq and is a predicted model, not a curated record. The transcript has a single exon. NCBI's taxonomy places the organism in Eukaryota, Fungi, Ascomycota, Eurotiomycetes, Eurotiales, Aspergillaceae.